Molecule: messenger RNA, 2015 nt
Organism: Patiria miniata (bat star)
Lineage: Eukaryota; Metazoa; Echinodermata; Asteroidea; Valvatida; Asterinidae
Product: WD repeat-containing protein 61-like
Exons: 9
Coding region: 145-1053 (302 amino acids)
Cellular component (GO): Cdc73/Paf1 complex
Molecular function (GO): protein binding
Source: RefSeq, a predicted model, not a curated record
ACUUGGGGGUUCCCCACGUCUUGAUAUGAGCUGAAUUUGAUUACCAUUGUAAAUUUAGCGAUCGCAUGGAAACCUUCGACGAUCGGAGAAAAAUGCAUUGCUAAAUGCUACUGCUAGUGCACACAAUCGACGUAAAUUCUGAAUAUGUACAGCAUUCUGUUUAAGCAAGAGCAGGCCCACUCUGACAGCAUCUGGAGCUGUGCGUGGGUGAAGAGUGACAAAGAUGGCACGGAGAACAUCGUGACGGGCUCAGUGGACGACCUGGUCAAAGUCUGGCAAUGGACGAACGAUGAACUGAAGCUGAAGUGGACGCUAGAGGGCCACCAGCUAGGCCUGGUGUCAGUGGACAUCAAUCCGACGGGAACAAUUGCUGCCUCCAGCUCAUUGGAUAGCAACAUCCGUCUAUGGGACCUGGAGGUCGGCAAGCAGAUGAGGAGUCUGGAUGCCGGACCGGAGGAUGCCUGGACGAUCAUGUUCUCGCCGGACGGUCGUUUCCUUGCCACCGGGAGUCACACAGGGAAAGUCAACAUGUUCGGCGUGGAAAGCGGGAAGAAAGAAGCUUCGCUAGACACCAGGGGCAAAUUUAUCCUCAGUAUUGCCUUUAGCCCAGAUGGCAAGUACAUAGCCAGUGGGGCUAUUGAUGGCAUCGUCAAUUUAUUUGACCUUCAGACAAGCAAACUGCUUCACACAUUAGAAGGUCACGCCAUGCCGAUCAGAUCCCUGUGUUUUUCCCCGGAUUCACAACUACUGGCCACUGCCUCAGACGACGGUCAUCUUAAAGUUUACGACGUACAACAUGCCAACCUAGCCGGUACCUUAUCAGGCCACAGUUCUUGGGUUGUGAGUGUCCACUUCUGUCCCGACAACACCCACUUCGUCUCAAGCUCUUCUGACAACACCGUGAAGGUUUGGGAUGCAGGGGCGAGGCAGUGCGUGGCUACAUUCUAUGAUCACUAUGACCAGGUAUGGCAGGCUAAGUACAACGGGAACGGAUCCAAGAUAGUAUCGGUCUCAGACGACAAAGCCAUCCAUAUAUACGACUGUCCAUUAUAGUACAUAUCAACUUGGUUGUUUUUUUUGGUUGUUCAUGAGCAGUUGACGUAAGGAUGUAUUCAGAUCGCUUCUUUUUGUCCACAUUUUGUGUGAAAAUCUUUUUAACGUAUCUGUCUCGAAAAUGUAACUCAAUGUACGAAGAGCCUAAGUGGGCACAAUUUUGAAAAUUGUGUGACGCUGGGAGCAGAGAUAAGUGCUUAUUUUCAACCUAAACAUGGCGUUUUUCCACUGUAACCAAUUUCCAGCCUACAGUGCAGAUGAAGCAUUCAUGUGGGGUCGGCAGUCCAUGUUUAUAAUAAAUUCAUACCAUGCAUAUAUUUGUAUAUAUGACAUCAAGAUAUGCUGGUUGAUCAUUAACUACAGAGGGUACUGUUCCCCUUUGAACAGUUUGAAUCUGGCAGAUAUUGGCAGGAGCAAAAUAGUUGCACACGGUGUCCCAAAAAUCGAAUAUCAUAAAUGUACACCAGUGUGUGCAUAAGCGUAUGUGAACGCCUAAUUAUCUUGCUUUAACAAAAUGUGGAUUAUAUUAAACAAAAGCUAAAGCAGUACUUCCGUCACAAUUCACCAAUUACCCUUCUAAAUUCUUAAAAAUCCACCUGUUUUUUAAAGAUUGUGCAGGUGUGAGGAAGGUACGCCCAGCCACAAAUCAAUUUAUGAGGGCUAUUGAUGUCCCUUGAUAUUUGAGGAACCAUGGAUGUGCCGUCAAGUUGCUGAACAGGGUGGAUUUUGGAUGAAUUGCCUUUUCAAGAAAAGUUUUUUUUUCCUUUGGGAUUCGGAUAGAGCCUAUUCACCAAGUCUCUCACUUUUUUCUCUUGUAGAAAUAUUUUUUUAUUUUUUUUUAUUUUAGAAGGCAUUCUGCCAUUGUAAAUGCAAAGCAUCCUUUCCGUACUUCGUUUCGCAAAUGGAGAUGGCGUGUAGACAUCUGCAAGUGUAAAUAAAUGAGCAGUAAAUUUUGCAAAACA